Neoarthrinium moseri is the source of this 1452-nucleotide messenger RNA. RefSeq lists its product as uncharacterized. The transcript has 2 exons. The record is from RefSeq and is a predicted model, not a curated record. NCBI's taxonomy places the organism in Eukaryota, Fungi, Ascomycota, Sordariomycetes, Amphisphaeriales, Apiosporaceae. Bases 1 to 1452 code for a protein of 483 amino acids. Gene Ontology annotation, biological process: transmembrane transport. Gene Ontology annotation, molecular function: transmembrane transporter activity.
AUGUUCGGCAAGCGCCAGGAGCCCACGGCAGUGGAGGUCCACGACCAACGUCACCCUUCCAAUGCUGAGGCUAUGGCAAACCGCAAGAAUGUCACCAACACAGGCUUGACAGGUGCUUCCGCCUUGACUGUUAGACAGUCCAUCUUCCCCAUUACCCUCGUCACCAUCCUCUUCUUCCUUUGGGGAUUCGCAUAUGGCCUGCUCGAUGUCCUGAACGCCAAGUUCCAGACCUCACUAGGAAUUACGGCCGCCAUGGCUGGUGGCCUCCAGGGUUCCUACUUCGGUGCCUACUUCAUCGGCCCCCUGACCUACUCCGGUUGGAUCGUCAGAAGGUUCGGCUACCGAUGGACCUUCAUCACCGGACUUUGCAUCUACGGUGUCGGCGCUCUGAUGUUCUGGCCCUCGGCCGUCUACCGGUCAUUCCCCGGUUUCUGCGGAUCCCUCUUCAUUGUCGGCUCCGGUCUCUCGACCCUUGAGACCAGCGCCAACCCCUUCAUCGCCACCUGCGGUCCCCCGAGACUGUCCGAGUUCCGUCUUGAGCUGUCCCAGUCCUUCCAGGCCAUUGGUUCCGUCGUGGCUCCGCUGCUCGCCAGCCGUGUCUUCUUCGCCAACACGACCGACGGCGAUCUGACCAAGGUCCAGUGGACUUACCUGGGAAUUGCUGCCUUCGUCUUCCUGCUGGCCAUUGUCUUCUUCUUCGCGCCUAUCCCCGAAGUUACGGAUGCCGACAUGGAGCUGCAGGCCGAGCAGACCACCGAGCUCACCGGAUACACCGAGAAGCCGCUGAAGAAGCAGUACAAGCUCUUCUUCGGUGUCGCCGCUCAGUUCUGCUACGUCGGCGCCCAGGUCGGUGUUGCUGCCAACUUCAUCAGCUACACAGUCGAGAGUGCCGGUGUCACGCACGCCGUCGCCAGUGACCGCUUCGCCAUUGCCCAGGGCCUGUUUGCCAUCGGUCGUUUCGCUGCUGCCGGUGCUAUGAUGUACUUCAAGCCUCGCAAGGUCCUCAUGCUCUUCAUGACCAUGAUCAUGCUCUUCAUCUGCCUGGCCAUCGGAAUCAAGGGAGAGGGCGGUGUCGCCAUGCUCAGUUUGGUCCUGUUCUUCGAGUCCUGCAUCUUCCCCACCAUCUUCACCCUGUCCAUCCGUGGUCUUGGACGUCACACCAAGCGCGGUAGCAGUUGGAUUGUCGCCGCCGUCAGUGGCGGUGCGCUGUUCCCCAGUUUGACCGGACUUCUGGCCGACCACAAGGGAUACCACAUCGCCAUGAGCGUGCCCCUGAUCGGCUUCAUCGUGGCCUUUGCUUUCCCCAUCUUCCUGAACAUCAACCCCUGGAAGCGCGAGCUCGACGGAUUCCGCGAGACCCGUAUCGGAUACACCGACGAGCACGGCACCAUUGGCGACCCGUCGAGAGACGACAGCUUCGGCACCAAGCAACAGGUCCAGCAGAUCGCAUAA